Molecule: messenger RNA, 1038 nt
Organism: Aspergillus steynii IBT 23096
Lineage: Eukaryota; Fungi; Ascomycota; Eurotiomycetes; Eurotiales; Aspergillaceae
Product: homeobox transcription factor
Exons: 3
Coding region: 1-1038 (345 amino acids)
Biological process (GO): regulation of transcription by RNA polymerase II
Molecular function (GO): RNA polymerase II cis-regulatory region sequence-specific DNA binding; DNA-binding transcription factor activity, RNA polymerase II-specific
Source: RefSeq, a predicted model, not a curated record
AUGUCCCAGCCCCGUGAACAGGGCGAGGAUUCCAAUAAGAUGGCCAUUUCAUACGCCAGCGGUCUUCCGGCCGAUCACACGCAAGCCCUCCCUUCAUUCCGAGAGCUGCUGCCCCCUCACCUUCACGACGAGAUCGAAUCCACCUCCUACUUCACGUCGCGGCAACAUUCGCACGAACGUCCCGCAUCCGCCAGUCAUGAUCUGACUUCCAACCACCGGCUUAUGUCCGAGCGGCCAUACGGCUCCCCAUCCAAAUUGCCCAUGGCGGAGUCCCCUCGCGAUUACUCGAUAGCUGCUCACCCGAGAGAUCCCCGGUUACCUCAGACGGCCGGCUCGACGCCCCCUUACGCCUCCCGCGGACCUAGCCCCAUCCUGCCCCCCAUCCGGGAUCUGCAAUCCCUCCCUGACCGAGGCCUGAACCCGACGAAUGCCGCUUUCCCCGACGCUCGCGGCCUCGCUCGACCCGAUCCCUACGCGGCGGCGCACGAGAUGCGCUCCGGCCCUCCCGUGGGCAGCCACGGCUUCGCUACCUCCGCGGCCAACUACCCGGGACCGAUGGGGGAUCGACGCAGCGCGGAGGCCUACGUAGGAGCCAACGGGGCGCCCGUGAUGCAUUACCCGUACUCGGCGAUGGUCUACCAGAGUGAUUCCGAGCAGACAUCUCCGCAGGGCCUCUCGCACGGUCCGCAGUCGAAUUUCGGCAUCCUGGGCGACCCGGCCGACUCGAGGAACAAACGCCGACGGGGGAACCUGCCCAAGCCGGUGACCGAUAUCCUGCGCGCCUGGUUCCACGAACACCUCGAUCAUCCGUAUCCCAGUGAGGAGGACAAGCAGAUGUUCAUGACCCGUACCGGGCUUACGAUCAGUCAGAUCAGCAACUGGUUCAUCAAUGCAAGGAGGCGACAACUCCCCGCUUUGAGAAACCAAAUGCGCAACGGCGGAUCCGACCUCGACCCUCAAAGACAGUCGCCUUUCAGUGACGUCGAGCAUACAUCCUCGGAGUCGAUGCCGUCUCCUCACAUGCUCAACCAGUCUUGA